AUGCUGAAAACAUCACUGUUGAGCUCUGGUUUCGCCUGUAUUCGUGUGAUCCCUGGAGAAAAUGACCUCUGUAAUGACUGCGGACAGUCAGUGUCCUUCCUAGCCACUGAUAUCUGGAUCAGUGACGCCAUAGGACUUCCCCUUGAAGAACAAACAAGGGGUCACAGAUUCCUACCAGACAGUCCUGGUCGAUCUUCCUGUGCUCUCGUCUACCAGACAGAGCGAGCUAUCAAAGAGAGCAACAAGCACUCCAUAAUUAUUGACAAGUUUGAUGUGCUCACAAAGUGGAAACAGCUGGGUCUCCUCACACAGCAGCGCGUCCUGUGGCAAGGCGCACGCCGCGAGCCCACCCUGCCGCUCAUUUCUUCUCCACCUGCACCUGGAGCCAGUCAGGGUUCCCCCGCCGGCCUCACGCUGUCGCUCAGGCUCUACCCCGCCAUCAUCGUGGACAACGAUGAGGAUGAGGAUGGCAAUUUCACCAAGUGGAUGAGCAGCUACUGGGGCCACAAUGCCGGUGAGGAGCAGGCGAGGGAGAGGAGGCGAAGUUUCCGGAGACCGGCCCGCCUGAACGUGGACCGCCGAGCCUCGCUGCCCUGUCAGGCUCAGCUGGACACCAUGUGUCUGCACCAUUUCCACAAUGCCACCAUCAUGCCCACGUCUGCCCACUCCAAGUCCCGGGAUGAGAAGGAGGUGCGGUCUCACCAGUGGCCCCAUCGUAGCUCUUCCGACGACGCCAGCCGCAGCAAGGACCACCAGGCUGAGAAGCGCAUCGCUACCAUUCCUGAGCUGACAGACAGCUUUCGGAGGAAGAUGUGCCUCCACAGUCACAACGGCAUGUCUCUGGUGUGUUUGGCGGGAGAAAAAGACUUGAGAAGCUUGAGGAAGUUCAAAACUAAUGAUGUGGAGAACAUGUGUCUGCUGUGCCAAGAAGAUGUGAAAGGUGGUAAAGGCGGAGGCAGAGAGCUGCACUGUCACCACUGGUCCCACAAAGAGGUCAGGGAAGGGAAGACGAAAAAGUCCGAGCCUGAACGAGCUCGCAGCAGCAGCGUGGCCGCAGUGUGUGACAGAGCAAAAUCGGGAGAGCCUUGGUUCUGUGCAGAGCAGGAUGAGUACCGACUGCCCCGGCGACAACUCUCCCUGCGACGUCAGCGCUAA
Scleropages formosus (Asian bonytongue) is the source of this 1155-nucleotide messenger RNA. RefSeq lists its product as uncharacterized. The record is from RefSeq and is a predicted model, not a curated record. Lineage: Eukaryota; Metazoa; Chordata; Actinopteri; Osteoglossiformes; Osteoglossidae. The transcript is spliced from 6 exons. The coding region runs from base 1 to 1155 and encodes 384 amino acids.